GAGAGGAGAGUGAGGGGCCAACAAAACUGCUGCAGGAGAGGCGACCUUGGAAGUGCGGUGCGCGGGAAUCAGUGUUGCCACCACCACCAUGGUAUCGGGACCCGUGGACAACAUUAUCCUGCUGGCGGACUGCUACAAGUCCUCGCAUUACAAAGUCUAUCCGCCAGGCACCACCAAGCUCUAUGCCUACUUCGAGUCCCGCGGGGGAAAGUACCCGUACACCGUGUUCUUCGGGCUGCAGUACAUCCUGAAGCAAUGGCUGUGCGGGCCGGUACUGACGAAGGAGAUGGUGGCGGAGGCUAAGCAGGUGAUAGGGCAGGUGUUCAAACGAGACGACGUGUUUAACGAGGCUGGAUGGAACUACGUGGUGGAGCACCACGGGGGUCGCCUGCCGCUGCGCAUCAAGGCCGUGCCCGAGGGAAGCGUGCUGCCCACCAGAAACGUGCUUUUCACCGUCGAGAACACUGACCCCGCCGUGCCCUGGCUCACCAACUUCUUUGAGACAGUGCUGGUUCAGGCGUGGUACCCCAUGACGGUCGCCACAGCCUCCAGCGUGUACCGCCAGCUCAUCACCCACUACCUCCACCUCACCCACGACACGGACGAGAUGGCCGAGUACAUGCUGCACGACGCUGGGUACCGCGGCGUGUCCUCGGUGGAAUCAGCAGCCUUGGGAGGGGCAGCUCACAUGCUCAGUUUCAAGUCCUCAGACACUGUGGCGGGCACCUCUCUCCUGCAGAAGUUUUACGGCCUGGAGGGUGUGGCGGGGCAUUCCACACCCUCCUCAGAGCACUCCACAGUCACAUCAUGGGGCAGGGACAGGGAGCUGCAGUCACACCGCCACAUGCUGGACACCUACCACCAAGGGGAUGCUGGGUGUGUGUGUGACUCAUAUGACAUCUGGAAGUGUCUGGAGGAGAUGUGGGGUGGGGAGCUGAAGGAGUUGGUGCUGGAGAGGGGCCAGAGGGGCGGCUGUGUGUACCUCAGGCCUGACAGCGGUGACCCCAAGGCUGUAGUGCUCAAGUGCCUGGAGAUCCUAGGGAAGGCCUUUGGCACUGAAACCAACAAAAAAGGCUACAAGAUGUUGCCCUCCUGUGUAAAGGUCAUUCAGGCAGAUGGCAUUGACCUCCACUCACUCUGGGACAUCCUGGAACACGUUAAGGAGCAUGGCUGGAGCACCGGCAGUGUGUUCUUUGGUGCUGGUGGAGCACUCCUGCAGAAGGUGCACCGUGACACCCAGAAAUGUGCCUACAAGGUGAGCUAUGCGGAGGUGGAGGGCAAGGGUGUGGAAGUGUUCAAGCAGCCCAUCACUGACUCAGGCAAGACUAGCAAGAAGGGGAGGCUGACCCUGGAGCGAGGUGAGGACGGCACAUACAGCACGGUGCAGCAUGGCAAGGGAGACCUGACUAAGCCCAUGGCAUGUCCCCCCAGGAUCUGCUGGUACCCAUCUUUGAGGAUGGCACCCUCCUGCAGGAGUACACAUUCAAGGAGGUGAAGCAGCGGGCAGACCAAGGCCCUCAGGACUUUGACGUCAUCAAAUUCCUGCAGGAAAGCAAGAAUUAAGCUACAUCUAAUGUGUUGCUACAAUACAAAUGGUACUGCUAAUACUACUAAAACUACUGAUAAUAAAAACAAUAAUAACAAUAAUAAUAAUAAUAAUAAUAAUAAUAAUAUUAAUAAUAAUACCUACAUACACACAUAUGUAUAUCAAGGCUGUCUCCUCCAAAAAGGGGGAUAGCCAAAACAAGGCAUGCAACUUUCAUAUUCACACUCUUUACACCACUUUCCUAGCCCCUCAGCUCCUAACAGAAAAGAGGGACUCUUGCACUCACUUUAUAUAAUAAUAAUAAUAAUAAUAAUAAUAAUAAUAAUAAUAAUAAUAAUAAUAAUAAUAAUAAUAAUGAUAAUUUAUUAACUACUGCUACUACUACUAAAAAAAUUAGAGUGCUUAGUCUGUCUGUCUGGAGGUCAACUUGGGAAAUGUAACUAAUGUCAUUCAAUGCAUAAUGGUUGAAAGCUGUAUCUUCAAUAAAAAAUAAAAUGGA
This is a messenger RNA of Scylla paramamosain (green mud crab), 2045 nucleotides long. RefSeq names its product nicotinamide phosphoribosyltransferase-like. The record is from RefSeq and is a predicted model, not a curated record. Gene Ontology annotation, biological process: NAD+ biosynthetic process. Gene Ontology annotation, molecular function: nicotinamide phosphoribosyltransferase activity. Bases 89 to 1495 code for a protein of 468 amino acids. The transcript is spliced from 12 exons. Lineage: Eukaryota; Metazoa; Arthropoda; Malacostraca; Decapoda; Portunidae.